Molecule: messenger RNA, 1626 nt
Organism: Cinara cedri
Lineage: Eukaryota; Metazoa; Arthropoda; Insecta; Hemiptera; Aphididae
Source: the annotation of a GenBank genome assembly
CCUAGAGAGAACAAGAUAUAUUGGCCGAAAAACUGUUCAGUUCAGUCGAAUCGUGGAUCAUAUUGAACAUAAUUUUUACAGUUAUCAAGUAUAAAUAUUAUAAUAAUUUUGUCCUCAAGUGCAGUCAGGUGGAAAACGCUACUUUAAAAAAAAACUGAAGAACCGUGUCAUCUAAGACCGUGAUUAGAACAUUAAAAUUAUUCAAACAAAAAAAAAUUUUAAGCAGUGGGCAUGAAAAGAUUAAAUCAAUUUUAACAAAACUUGGCUUACAACACUAUGACUUUAAUCCCCUCAAUUAUAUAAUAAACUUAUAAACUAAAUUAUAAAAUCAAUGAUAAGAGACCCACACAUGCGCAUAUCACUGCAGUCCUACAGAAUCACAAAUUUGUUGAAUGAUUAUCCAUUGUAUAUGAUCAAAGAUUAUAAACAUUGAUAUAGAUAAAUUAUCUAUAUCUGUGGUUAUACAAUUAUUCAUGUCCAAUUUAAAAUAAUAACUUACAGGGUUAAUAUUGGAAUUUAACUACAAUUAAAUAUUUGUAUUAAAUAAUAAUAUGCUCUCUUCGGUCGUAAAAGAACAUCAGGCCAAACAAGCUGCCCGUAAAGAAAGCCAAGGUAAGAAUUGUUGUAUGUUACAGGUAGAUUUAGUCAUUUUAGGACAUUUAGGUAUCUAUAUUAUAAACAAAAUAGAAAAAAAAAUGUUGGAAUCUGGAAUAUAGAUCAAUUUUUUUUUUUAUGUUCAAAAUUAUGUUUCCUAUCUUUAAUUUAAUAAAUUUAUUGGUUAAAUUUGUUUUAAGCAUCUAUUUUUUCAUUUAGUAUUUGUUUACCGGUUAUGAGACAUUUAAUAGUAUAAUGUAUUAUUGAUUAAAUAUACUUAAAUCAAUUAGGUAUUUUAUUAAAACAAUUAAUUAAUAGCUAUUUGUUCUAUAGAUAUUAAAAGAAAAGAAGCUGUAAAUGCAGCCAAUGAGUUGACCAAUGCACUAGUUGAACAUUUAAAUGUUGGGUAAGAUACAAAUUUCAAUAUUAUGUAUUGUUAUCAUUUAAAAUUUGUAAUUUUUUAAAUUCAAUUAAAAAAUUAUUUUUAAUAUUGUAUUAUUUACUUUAUCAGAGUGGCCCAAGCUUAUCUCAAUCAAAAAAAAUUGGAUGCCGAGGCAAAACAGUUACAUCAGAGUGCUAUUGUAUUUUCCAAACAAACUUCUCAAUGGCUAUCACUUAUUGAUACUUUUAAUAGUGCACUUAAAGAAUUAGGCGACGUUGAAAAUUGGACACGCACCAUUGAAAAUGACAUGCGCAACAUCACUACCACUCUAGAAUAUGCAUACAAAGGUAACUGUAUAAACUGUCAAUUAUUAUUAUGGAACAAUUUUAAUUGGCUAACAUUUUAUUUUACAGUUACUCAAAAAUCAUAACUUUCCCAGACUACAAAAAAGGUUUAAUUUUCAAUUUCAAAUUCCUUUGUCCAUUUUUACUCUUUUAUUUAAAAUAUAUUGAUUUUUUUAUUAAUUUUGUAAAUACAUAUACUAUACUUUGUAAUUUUUUUUUUGGUACUUUAUAAAACUGUUCAAUCCUAGCUAUACAUAUAAUCUUUGUUACAUGUUAAAGAAGUUAAUAAAAAUAAAAAUUGUUCUU